This is a messenger RNA of Pieris rapae (cabbage white), 5704 nucleotides long. It is a transcript of the gene Tnpo, whose product is annotated as transportin-1. Gene Ontology annotation, biological process: protein import into nucleus. The transcript is spliced from 16 exons. The coding region runs from base 92 to 2800 and encodes 902 amino acids. Gene Ontology annotation, cellular component: nucleus; cytoplasm. The record is from RefSeq and is a predicted model, not a curated record. NCBI's taxonomy places the organism in Eukaryota, Metazoa, Arthropoda, Insecta, Lepidoptera, Pieridae. Gene Ontology annotation, molecular function: small GTPase binding; nuclear import signal receptor activity.
UAUCACUAGAAAAUCCGUCAAAAUUUUUGGCAUGGUUGAUUUUUGCGAGGUCGAGUAAGAUACAACCGUUUUAUUGAAAAUAUUUAUUAUUAUGAAAAUGGAGUGGAAACCUGAAGAAGAAGGAUUAAGACAAAUUUUAACUCUGUUGAAGGAGUCCCAAUCACCAGACACUGCAACUCAAAGAGCAGUUCAACAAAAAUUAGAGGAAUUGAAUAAAUAUCCAGAUUUUAACAAUUACCUCAUAUACGUCCUGACAAAACUGGUUUCGGAAGAAGAACCAACAAGGUCACUUAGUGGUUUAAUUUUGAAAAAUAAUGUAAAGUCACAUUACAACAGUUUUUUACCGGAGGUCGCAGAGUUUAUUAAGCGAGAAUGCUUAUCCGCUAUCGGUGAUCCAUCACCAUUAAUUCGAGCUACUGUUGGAAUCAUCAUAACAACUAUUGCCAGCAAGGGAGAGAUUACAUCUUGGCCUGAACUCUUACCUUUAUUAUGUCAAAUGCUUGAUUCACAAGAUUACAAUGUUUGUGAGGGUGCAUUUGGAGCACUUCAAAAAAUAUGUGAAGAUACAGCUGAACUUCUUGAUAGUGAUGCUUUAAACCGACCAUUAAAUGUCAUGAUACCUAAAUUCCUACAGUUUUUUAGACAUUCUUCUCCUAAAAUAAGAUGUCAUGCUAUUGCUUGUGUCAACUUCUUUAUUAUGAGUAGGACACAAGCACUUAUGUUGCAUAUUGAUGCCUUUAUUGAAAAUCUCUUCUUUCUUGCUAGUGAUGAAGAUCCAGAUGUACGGAAAAAUGUUUGCCAUGCUCUAGUUUUACUGUUGGAGGUUCGUUUGGAUAGACUUACACCUCAUUUGCCAAAUAUCAUUGAAUAUAUGCUGCUACGGACCCAAGAUGCAGAAGAGGCUGUUGCAUUGGAAGCAUGCGAAUUUUGGCUGUCACUGGCUGAUCAAAGCAUUUGUAGGGAGGUUCUUGGCCCUCGUCUGCCAGCGCUAUUGCCAGUUCUAGUCAGGGGUAUGCGAUACUCUGAAAUGGAUGUAAUUCUGCUUCGGGGUGAUCGUGACGACGACGCAGACGAAGAAGAGCCAGACCGAGACGCGGAUAUACGGCCAAGGUUCCACAAACCUCGCUCACAUACCAUCAAACAUAAUGUUGGUGGAGGUGAUAGCAACAUGUCAGGGGGUGGGGAAUCAGAUGAUGAAGAUGAUGGUGGAGACACAGACAGCUCUCUCUCUGAUUGGAAUCUUCGGAAAUGCAGUGCCGCUGGUCUAGAUGUUCUAGCUAAUGUAUUUGGGGCAGAUUUGCUUCCCGUUUUGUUUCCAAUACUUAAGGAAACGCUCUUUCAUGAUGAUUGGGUUAUUAAGGAAAGCGGCAUUUUAGCCCUGGGCGCUGUGGCAGAUGGGUGCAUGGUGGGUAUGGUGCCACAUCUCCCAGAUCUUGUGCCAUACUUAGUAUGCUGUUUGUCUGAGCGUAAGGCUCUCGUACGAUCAAUCACUUGCUGGACCCUAUCACGAUACUCCCAUUGGAUUGUAUCUCAAUCUCAUGAUUUGUAUCUACGACCUGUUAUGACUGAGUUAUUGAAACGAGUGCUUGACAACAAUAAGCGCGUCCAAGAAGCAGCAUGUUCCGCAUUCGCGACCCUUGAAGAAGAGGCUUGCACUGAGCUCGUUCCAUAUCUGGGACAUAUCCUACAGACCCUAGUGUUUGCCUUCGGCAGAUAUCAGCACAAAAAUCUUCUAAUACUAUAUGAUGCUAUCGGCACUUUGGCUGAUUCGGUGGGACAUCACUUGAACAAGCCAGAAUAUAUAGGGCUAUUGAUGCCUCCGCUCAUUACAAAGUGGAAUGUUCUCAAAGAUGAAGACAAAGAUCUCUUUCCACUACUUGAGUGUUUGUCAUCAGUAGCAACAGCUCUACAAUCAGGCUUCCUUCCAUAUUGUGAACCUGUAUUCAGAAGAUGCGUCUCUCUCAUCGAGCAAACAUUAAAUCAGAACAUUGCAAACACACAGAGCCCGGAACAAUUUGACGCCCCAGAUAAAGACUUUAUGAUAGUUGCGCUAGACCUGUUAAGCGGGUUGGCUGAAGGCCUGGAUGGUCACAUUAACCAUCUGGUGCUAAAUUCGAACCUGAUGCAGCUGCUUUACCAGUGCAUGCAGGACCCCAUGCCUGAGGUACAUCCUGUGCGCCAAUCGUCUUUUGCGUUGCUAGGCGACCUCACAAAGGCAUGUUUUCAACACGUGCACCCAUACAUUCCGGAAUUCUUGCCAAUACUAGGCAUGAAUUUAAACCCGGAAAUUAUAUCUGUGUGCAAUAACGCCACAUGGGCAAUUGGGGAAAUCAGUAUUAAGCUUGGUCCGGAAACAUCAAAAUAUAUUCCAUUAGUUUUGAACCACUUGGUUGAUAUUAUUAAUCGACCCAACACACCCAAAACACUAUUAGAAAACACAGCGAUAACUAUCGGUCGGCUAGGUUAUGUGUGCCCCCAUGACGUCGCACCCGUUUUACAACAAUUUGUACGCCAGUGGUGUACAUCACUGCGGAAUAUCCGCGACAACGAAGAGAAAGAUUCAGCAUUCCGAGGCAUUUGUCAAAUGAUACAAGUAAAUCCCGGGGGCGUGGUUGCGGACUUUAUGUUCUUCUGUGACGCGGUUGCGUCGUGGUCCCAUCCGAAAGAGGAUUUAAAGGAAAUGUUUACGAAGAUCCUUCAUGGGUUCAAGAACCAAGUGGGUGAGGAGAAUUGGCGCCAGUUCACCGAUCAGUUUCCUAUGCAACUGAGCGCGCGUCUUUCCGCCAUGUGCGGAAUAUAAGACUCUACGACUCGUUAAAUGGGGAACCAAUGUCAGCAGGGUCGGGGAGACAUUGCAUGGCCGGUAAGAGGCCGGGAGGGUGUGCCAACAAAUCUGUGACGCUUUAGUGCUCCUUACACGUGUAUUACGCGGCAUCCACUUAACUGACAAGAGUCUGUGGCUCGAGGGGAAACGCACAUGGGAAACGGGGUGCUAGGCUUAGGAACCACGUUGCAUGCUUACGUGGGCACAUAUAUUGCAGUCGUUCUGCCUCUAGUUUAGUACUUCACUGUUUCAGAGCUGAAACAGUCGUCGACUAUCAAUACGUUGUAAGAUAGACUUCAGCUCUUGAUUGCUAGUGAAUCGGAAUGUUAUAUUGCAUGAACUUAGUCAUUAGUGUACGUGUGACGUACUUUUCGAAUUGGUUUUUAAUUGUUUCAGAGAACGUUUUGUAAAUGUCUAUUCCAAAUUUUGUAGUUGAAUUCCAGAAUUUUUCAGCCUAAGUUCUGAACUCAAAAUGUGGUUUGUUUUUGACUGAAGUCUGUACUCUGCUCAGCAUAGAUUUUGUGUUCACAUAGUAACUAACCCUUGUCUAUAUAAUAUAUAAAUAUUACAAAACGUGUUUUAUACGCAUUUAUCUGUUUCACAACUAGUUUUAUAUGUAUUCUAUAAAUAAAAUUGUACGUGUUUAAUAUAAAUUACAAAGACUUAGUGAAAUCGAGAAUUUAUGUCAACUGUGAUUUGUGACUGGUUUAUUUCGAGUAAUAUUUAAUUAUGUGUAUGUUUAUGUCUGUGACGCGUCGAUACAUCGCUUUGAUAGUUUUUACGUCAUGUGGGUAUCUGCUAUAUAAUACCAAAUAGUAUUUUUAAAUGGUUUAUUUUGUUUGCAUGUUUGUUGAUCUCACGACUAACAUUUUGAGACCUUAACCGAACACAAUAUAUUGCAUGUAACAGUUUUAUAGAUAGGGUAAAAAAUAAUAAAAAUAGAUUUUGAUAAAGUUCCUACAACAUUUAGCCCAGUUAGUAACAAAUGGAAUGCUCGUGUUAAGUUCGCGACAAGUUAUUGUGUGAUCAACUAUGAAUGAUUAACGUGUAUUUAAAUAAAUAGAUUUCACUUUUAUGUAUAUGUAAAUAUAUUAUUUCGUUGUAUUUUAAUAUAAUAAUUAUAUGCAAUUAAAUUGUUACUUUUUAUAUUAAAAACUUAAAAGUCUGACUUUAACAACUUGUUAUGUCAUUUACGUACAGAUACUCAACGCCAGCAACCUUUUUUUAUGGUUUUCGUACAUAUUAAAUUAAUUUUAUAGUAAUUGAAAUAAACUAAAUUAAAUUAACCACGAACGUCAUGUUAUAUGAAUUGAAAAAUUGGACAAUUACAAUGAAUAACAGUAAAAGGAGGUUUGCUUAUUUGAGGUCUAGUGAUAGAUAACAUUUGCAAUAUUGUAUUAGUAGUUUUAGUUUGGGUCAUGAGCGUUAUUUCGGGGGUACAAUUUUAAACAUUCCUUGGGGCUUGAAUAGGGCGAUUUAGUUUUGAGUCAAAAAUGUACGUAAUACAAUAUUUCAUUUAACGAUUAACGCAGCUGUGUUGUUUGAAAUAUUUGAUUAUGUAAAUCCCUGUCCCGAAAAUCCGGUGAAGUUCCUACCCCGAUUCCUUUCUAGUCCCACUCCCUGUGAUGUGCCAACGAAGCCAUAAUGUACAAAGCUCACUUUACGUUCAACUUUUGUAGUCUAGUCUCGCGUUUCAACGUGAAGUUCACAAAAGGCAACCCGUUAUUAAAAUGUAAGAAUUCACAUCUCGGCGUCGCAUUAUUGUCUAAGGAUUUUAUUUACGCGAAACUACGGGUGUCUCAAUUUAUUUUUAAGAUUAUUAGAUAUUUUCACUGUAUAGUUUAUAUUGUAGUAUUUUGUUCUGAAAGUGAUUAGCUUAAGUGACCGAUGUGUGAGUGAGCGGCGUUCGUAAGGCACCAUUCCUUUCCUCAACAUUCAUUAUAUUCAAUUAAUUAAUAUUGGAAGUAUUUAAAAAAUUUAUUUUAAUGAUAUGCUAAUUUCAUUUCAAAAUUAGAAAUACGGUUUUCUUUUCGAAAUUACGCAAUAUUUUACGUUGUUAAACAUAAUGCGUGAACACUAUUGUACAACUAGCAACACAGUUGACAUCCCAUUUAGGAAAAUCUUUCAUAUUUAUCGCAAAAGUGUAUAAAUAUUUUUUUUUAAUUUAAAGUUGCUUUAUCGCAUAAAUACUCAUAAAUUUGUAUCUAGAUCAUAUUUUAUAUUCGUUACCGUGGAGCCAAAUUAUAUGGAUCAUACUUUCGUAUCUAUUUUGAUAUCUGUAUUCUAUUUAUAAUAUUUAUAAUGUAUUUUCUUUAUUUUAUAUUAUGUUUAACGAGUAAAUUACUGUCAUUAGUGUAUCCCGUUGGCAUGAUUUCAGUGUUGUAGAUAAAAACUGGGUUUAAUUGCAAUGUUGUGUAAAUGUAGUGGGUACAAUGUCCUUUGAUCGAGUUAUUUGCUACCUCAAAUAAGGCCUAACGUACACACGAGACGUUUUACCAGCUAUCACAGGCAAAAUCAUCGUUUGUCAAACUAAUAAUUUUCAUACAAUUUAUUAAUCAUUUCACCCAAAAGGAAAUCCCUUCCUAAGAGAGAAGUAUGACCGUUUCUUUAUACGGCGCUUUUGUUUAGACAAACAGAACUCUGAUCUAUCAACCAAUCGUAAUAUUUCUGUGUGAAAUAUACAUAUAUAAAUUGACGUUUUGUAUUAAAGUCGUAUUUGUACUCACUGUUUGUCGGAAUUGUAAAUACAUACCUAAUCAAGGCACGACACGUGCGCUACACUUAAGUAUUUAGUAUGUAAUGUAAGUUCUGGUUGUAUUCAUUGACCUCACCGUGAAAUUCUUUUACCAUACAUUUCGUUAAUAAAGCACUCAUUGUUCA